Messenger RNA from Pieris napi, 2635 nucleotides. RefSeq names its product ras association domain-containing protein 10. The transcript has 8 exons. The coding region runs from base 290 to 1555 and encodes 421 amino acids. NCBI's taxonomy places the organism in Eukaryota, Metazoa, Arthropoda, Insecta, Lepidoptera, Pieridae. The record is from RefSeq and is a predicted model, not a curated record.
CUGCGCGGGGGAAGGCUGCGCGUGCGCACCUUUAGAUUAUCCGAAGUACGUAGUGUUGUGUCGUGAUUGUGUUUGUGAUUAGUGUACUGUGGAUUCAAGGAUUUUUCUCACGCAAGACAUUUAGAACGCUGUCGAAGCAAGCAGCGUCAUUUAUAUACACUAAAUGUUCGUGGAUGUUGAAUAUAAUACAAAAAUAAAUACUUCAUAGUUUCAUCAAUACUUGUACUUACGCUUAAUCCAGGAUGUUUCUUUAAGAUCAUCCUAAAGUGGAAAGAUUUCAAGUGGAAAUAUGGAGGCUUCCUCAUCAGAUUACAGCGAUGAAGAGGUGGGGGUUCUAGCUCGUGGUCAGAAAUUAUGGGUGAGAGGGGUCCGGUCACACACCACUUGUGCUGAUAUCGUCAGGGCCUUACAAGAUACUCCUGAAGCCAGUUGCUUGAGCGAACCAGGCGAGUGGGUUCUAGCUGAGCGAUGGAGGGGAGUGGAACGACCUUUACCACCAGAUGUGCCCGUGCUGCAUGUGUUGGCUGCGUGGGGAGAUGCUAGGCAUGAAGUUCGUCUAUCUCUUCGAAGAUUAUCCAGCGGUGGAGAAGAUGAUUCUGGAAGAGACAGCGACGCUGGUAGUCGCAGUAGGACGAGAAGACGACGGAAAGGUCAUAGAGCAGCAACACCUCCACCGAGAGCUAAGAGUGAAGAGCCAGCAGCGAGACUCGUGUCUGUCAUACAGCAUCAGAGUAGGACGAUACACCAGCAACUUGAUAAGCUUAGGGAGCAGGAAAAACUAAUCGAUCAAUUAGAAGACCAAACACACAAAAGUAGAAUGGAGAAGCAUGGAACUAAUUAUCUGCUGGAAUCAUAUCUGAGAGAUCUCGGGAGGUGCAGUGAGGUAAAUGAUAGCCAAGCUGCCAACAGUGACAGCGGUGUGGGAGUUGGCAGUGGCACGCCACCAAGAAGACACACAAAACACAAAUCCAGAAGAGAACGACACUUAAUGAGAGAGCACUACUUUACUAAAGAACUUACGGAUAUCUGCCAAGUAAAUUCCGAAAGAUUGAUCCAAACGAACACAGACACAGAUUCAGAAGCAUCAGCCGACGAACUAACAAAAAUAAGAGAAGAAAUCGAACUUCUUGAAAAGCUCGCGAUUAUAAACAAAAGACUACACCGCGAAGAGGAACUAGUGGUUCGAUUAACAGCGAAGGUAAAACGAUAUACAGACGAAAACAAGGCAAAUAGCUGUGAAAACGUAUCACAAGUGACAAUGCUAAUUGACAAAAUAGAGGAAGAUCUAGCAAAAACAGCCCAAGAAAUGCAAGAUAACACUAAAGAGUUGGAAAGGACUGAAAGUGAAUUGGAAUAUAGAAUGAAAUUGUUAGAUGAAUUAACCUUACAAUUGGAAGAAGAAGAAUUACAAAAUACUAUUUUGGAAAGACAAUUGAAUGAGGCAUCAAGUCGACAGCCUAUAGCGUUGCAAGAAAGUUACAUACCUGUUUUGGAUCAAAGCCAGCCCGUUUUCACGUACACAGGGAACGGAUAUGUAUUAGAUACUCUUGUAUGACACAACCUAUACACCUAAAUGUAAACAUUAAGAGCCUUGAUUCUCCUAAUUUGAUUUCGAUAGUGUUGGCCUAUAAAGGUGCUUUUGACUGUUUUAGCUAUAUCCUAUAUUAAAAGAUAAACUAAUCGAGACAAUUAACUUUUACCUGAAGAUGUCAUAAAUUAAUUCUGACAGAUACGAUUGCAACUUGUAAAAAAAAUAAAGACUAAAUACUCUUAAUCCUCUUUAAAUCAUUUCUUCAGUCAUAAAUUGCCAGCUCUUUCGAAGCAAAAUAUGAGAAAUGGGCUCAUUCUUUAAACUAAUAAUUUGACAUUUCUGUCUUCAAAAAAUAUAUAGAAAUAUUUCUUUUUUAAUUAGUUCAUGUGCAUAUGUAUAGUAUUUUGUUGUUAUUCCAAAGAUAUAUUUGAAAUUACCAUAAGUUAGAUUCCGCGUGAUCGAAGUCCAAAAUUCUCGAGAAUUAGUUUUAUAUAAAUGGUGCUAAGAUUUGUAUAUAGUUAAGUUUUGUAUAUUUAUAUAUUGUCCCAUACCAAAAAAUGUACAACAGGACCACCAAUAUCGAUUGUAAUAAGUUAGACCUAGUCAAAUUGGUAAUAUGACAAUAAGUAAUCUACAAGUUGGUAUUCAUAAAAUAUGAAAUAUCAUCAUAAAGCUGAAUCAGGAUAAAAAAAAUUGAAAUCUACCUUUCAAUUACCUUUACCUAAAAAAAUAAGUACGUUUUUCCUUUGACGUACCACAUAUUUUAGCAUGGCAACCCAGCUGGGAUACUAAUUCCUUAACCAGCCAUGAAGAUGUGUUGCAAUACAAUUUAUCAAUCACUGUUACACUAGUUUGACAGUCACUGAAACCAAAAUUAUUAAGACAUGAUAACCUGUCAUCAUACCACUGCCCUUCACCCGUUAGGGUUCUAUGUACAUGAACCAGUCGUAAUCGCUACGAGGCGUAGUCGUUGUACAACUGGUUUUUAUAUUGAACCCGGACGUAAAUUAUUGAUGCUUUAUGCUUUAUACUGAACUCCUGUUACCUAUAUAAUUUGUAAAUAUGUUAAUUUUAAUUAUGAGAGAUUAAAUAAAUCAAAUCACA